AUGACAUCCGUAAGGAAAAGAAAGAUGAGAAAAUCAUCCCUCGGAAAAGCCACAAGAAGGACGAAAGAUAAGCAAAGGAAAGUGAACAUUCGCUCGAACUCUAUUAUUGCAGCAAAUUGGGAUCAUUCUCUGACCAUGUCUCAAAAUUAUAAAAAACUUGGAUUGAGAUCGAAAUUACAAAAACCUGCUGGAGGUCAAGAGACUGAUUUGAAAAACGUGGUAAAGAAAGCACCUUCCAUUUACCCUAGCUUCGACCAGGAGACUGAUGAUGAGGAUCAAGAACUUGAAACAAAAAAUAGUAGCGAAGAGGAAGAGAAGGUAAAUGAGUCGGAGUUGAAUAGUGAUGGUGACUUCUUAGCGGGGAAAAUACCCGAAGGUGAGGCAAGAAUUCAACGUGACGACAGUGGAAAUGUCGUUAAGGUAGUGUAUGGUACAAUGAAGGCUUUUGACAUUGACCAGGAUGUUUCAGAAAUUAAGGCACAACUCGAACGAGAUGGUAAGGAAUCAAAAACCGAAGUUAUCAAAUUACUAGAAGAAAUUGCCAAUAGGCCAGUUGUGACAAAAGGAAGGGAGCAGAGUGAAAGGGAGGUUGAAUGGUUAGAAAGACUGUAUAGAAAACACGGAGACAAUUAUAAACGAAUGUUUUUUGACAAAGAGCUGAAUAUCUACCAGCAAAGUGAGGCUGACUUGAGGAGAAGGGUACUUAAGUGGAAAAAAUUGCAUAAUAUAAACUGA
Molecule: messenger RNA, 735 nt
Organism: Zygotorulaspora mrakii
Lineage: Eukaryota; Fungi; Ascomycota; Saccharomycetes; Saccharomycetales; Saccharomycetaceae
Gene: NOP16
Product: Nop16p
Exons: 1
Coding region: 1-735 (244 amino acids)
Biological process (GO): ribosomal large subunit biogenesis
Cellular component (GO): nucleolus
Source: RefSeq, a predicted model, not a curated record